AUGGUAUCUAUAUCAUCAUUGUCAUCAUCAGCUGAAUUCGCACAAGCAAAACCCGGUUGCCAAUCGAAAUGUGGGAAUGUUACCAUUCCGUACCCAUUUGGUAUAGGUAAUAACUGCUCCAUGAUUGAUUUAGAUGCCAAUAUCAAAUACAAUAUCAUCUGUAAUAGUUCUUAUAAUCCUCCUAAGCCCUUUAUGAAAACAGCUGGUAAUUACCUUGAGAUUUUAAGCAUAUCAGAGACAGAAGUUCGCAUCAGAAAUUCCUUCACUAAGUUCAAUCGUGACUUUUACUGGAAUGCUACAGAUGUUCCCGAUACACCACAAAUGCGUCUACAUGUAUUUGCUUCUAAACUGGUGGCAUUUGUGGAAACAGAUAAAGAACCCCAGCUUCUCAACUUGGAUAAUACCCCAUUAAUGGUAUCAUAUACUAAAAACAAAUUUUAUGGGAUUGGGUGCGGCUUAUUUGCUGUUUUCAUUAAUCUCAUAGGGACAGGGGAUAUCGUAAACAGAGAGUGUCAAUCGAGCUGUGGUAAUAUCAAAGAAGGAUCUUGCAGUGGCAGUGGGUGUUGUCAGACAACCGUUCCAACGGGGAUGAAGUCAUUUACUGUGUCUGUGAGCGGAAUUCCUACAGAUAGUACUAUUGGUCCUUUUAUGGGUCAAACUUUGACCAGCUUUGCGAUGCUGGCUGAGCAAGGGGAGUAUACAUUUGGUUCCAUGGAUCUUACUCUUAACACCACAGAAAUGCAUGAGAAAUAUGAGAAUAAGAUCAUAGUACCGGUGGUGCUUGAUUGGGCCAUAGGAGACAAGACUUGUGAAGAAGCACUUAACUCAACAACUUAUGCAUGCCAAGAUAAUAGUGAUUGUGUUGACAAAAUCAAUGGCAAUCUUGGAUACCGCUGCACCUGCCGUGAUGGUUACAAGGGAAAUCCUUACCUUAGUCCUGGAUGCAAAGAUGUGAAUGAAUGCGAGGAUCAAAACAACAAUCCUUGUGUUGGAAUUUGUAUAAAUACUCUAGGAGGUUAUAACUGUUCUUGUCCGGAGCGAGGUCAGGGGGAUGGGAGGAAAGACGGCAGUGGUUGCUCUUCUGGCAAAGAAUUUCCUGACAAAGAUAAAUCGCAUAGAAAAGAGUUUCCUGUAUUAAUAGCGGUCCUAGGUAUUGGUUUGGGGUUUCUACUUUUAUCUGUUGGCGGGUUUUUUAUCUGUUGGCGAGUUUUUAUAAGGAAACGAAAGUUAAUCAAGCUUAACGAGAAAGUAAUCAAACCUGAAGAGAUAUUUUUUCUGAAACAUGGGGGAUUGUUAUUAAUGCAACAUUUGUCUUUACUCGACAGUGGUGUUGAAUCAGCAAAAAUAUUUACAUCGGAAGAAUUAGUAACGGCAACCAACGGAUACGGCGAGGCUCAAAUCCUUGGACUAGGAGGCCAUGGUACAGUUUACAAGGGAACAUUGUCUGACAAUCGUAUAGUCGCCAUUAAGAAGUCUAAUCUAUCUGAAGAAAGUCAAAUAGAGCUAUUCAUAAAUAAGUUUAUUAUCUUAACUCAAAUUAAUCACCGUAAUGUGGUGAAACUCUUGGGUUGCUGUUUAGAAACUGAAGUUCCCUUGCUUGUUUACGAGUACGCAUCUUGUGGCACCCUUUUCCAUCAUAUCCAUUACAAGGGUGCUCCUGAGAUGCCCUCCUUGACUUGGGAAAUUCGUUUGAGGAUUGCGUUCGAAAUUGCAAGUGCAGUUGCGUAUCUACAUUCUGCUGCUUCUCCACCUAUCAUUCACGGGGAUAUAAAAUCUGCCAACAUAUUACUGGAUGAAAAUUACACAGCAAAAGUUGCCGACUUUGGAGCAUCAAGGUUGGUUCCGCUAGAUCACACUCAUAUAAACACACUCGUCCAAGGGACUUUAGGAUAUCUGGAUCCGGAUUACUUCAACACAAGUCAAUUAACUGAUAAAAGUGAUGUUUAUAGUUUCGGUGUGGUUCUUGUAGAACUCUUAACAGGUGAAAAACCAAUUUGCUUUGAAAGACCAGAAGAACAAAGAAAUCUUGCAACCUACUUCACUUCAUUGGUGGAAGACGCUAAUGUCCUUGAACUUAUUGAUGCACAAGUAGCAGAAGAUGGGAACCUAGAGCAAAUCCUUGCAGUGGCAGCAUUGGCACAGAAAUGUCUCAAGUUAAAGAGUAAAGAGAGGCCUAGCAUGCAACAAAUAGCAGCGAAUCUUCAAGGUUUGAGAAGGGUAGAUCCAUCCGGAUGGAAUCAUCGACCAAAUCAUAACACGGGAACGGCAAACUUAACAUCUGAGGCAAUUGUUCGGUAUAGUCCUCCAAACUUAACAUCCGAGGCAAUUGAUCGGCAUACUUCCAAACUUAACAAUAUCUGA
Papaver somniferum (opium poppy) is the source of this 2361-nucleotide messenger RNA. Its product is annotated as wall-associated receptor kinase 2-like. NCBI's taxonomy places the organism in Eukaryota, Viridiplantae, Streptophyta, Magnoliopsida, Ranunculales, Papaveraceae. Gene Ontology annotation, molecular function: ATP binding; protein serine/threonine kinase activity; polysaccharide binding. The transcript is spliced from 3 exons. Gene Ontology annotation, biological process: cell surface receptor signaling pathway; protein phosphorylation. The record is from RefSeq and is a predicted model, not a curated record. Bases 1 to 2361 code for a protein of 786 amino acids. Gene Ontology annotation, cellular component: plasma membrane.